Molecule: messenger RNA, 2889 nt
Organism: Chinchilla lanigera (long-tailed chinchilla)
Lineage: Eukaryota; Metazoa; Chordata; Mammalia; Rodentia; Chinchillidae
Gene: Wnt7b
Product: wingless-type MMTV integration site family, member 7B
Biological process (GO): neuron differentiation; canonical Wnt signaling pathway; positive regulation of JNK cascade
Cellular component (GO): extracellular region
Molecular function (GO): cytokine activity; frizzled binding
Source: RefSeq, a predicted model, not a curated record
CGCGGGGAGCGAGAGAGCGCGCAGCGAGCGAGGAGGCGGGCGGGAGGCGGAUCCUCCUACCUGGGGCGCGCUCGCUGCUCGCGGCUCGCUUGCCGGGCCCGAGUCACCUGGGGAGCCCGACAAGUGCGGACACAUUGGCCGCCGCAGCGCUCGGCGAGGCGCGCACGGCCCCAGGCGGCUGCGAGCACUGUCGUCCGUGGUGGCCCUGGGAGCCAACAUCAUAUGCAACAAGAUUCCUGGUUUGGCGCCGCGGCAGCGUGCCAUCUGCCAGAGCCGGCCCGAUGCCAUCAUCGUGAUCGGGGAGGGCGCACAGAUGGGCAUCAACGAGUGCCAGUACCAGUUCCGCUUCGGCCGCUGGAACUGCUCCGCCCUGGGCGAGAAGACCGUCUUCGGGCAAGAGCUCCGAGUAGGGAGCCGAGAGGCCGCCUUCACCUACGCCAUCACUGCAGCCGGCGUGGCGCACGCCGUCACGGCUGCCUGCAGCCAGGGCAACCUGAGCAACUGCGGCUGUGACCGGGAGAAGCAGGGCUACUACAACCAGGCCGAGGGCUGGAAGUGGGGCGGCUGCUCCGCCGACGUGCGCUACGGCAUCGACUUCUCCCGCCGCUUCGUGGACGCCCGCGAGAUCAAGAAGAACGCCCGGCGGCUGAUGAACCUGCACAACAACGAGGCCGGCCGCAAGGUUCUGGAGGACCGCAUGAAGCUGGAGUGCAAGUGUCACGGCGUGUCGGGCUCGUGCACCACCAAGACGUGCUGGACCACGCUGCCCAAGUUCCGAGAGGUGGGCCACCUGCUGAAGGAGAAGUACAACGCGGCCGUGCAGGUGGAGGUGGUGCGGGCCAGCCGGCUGCGGCAGCCCACCUUCCUACGCAUCAAGCAGCUGCGCAGCUACCAGAAGCCCAUGGAGACGGACCUGGUGUACAUCGAGAAGUCGCCCAACUACUGCGAGGAGGAUGCGGCAACGGGCAGCGUGGGCACGCAGGGCCGGCUGUGCAACCGCACCUCGCUGGGCGCCGACGGCUGCGACACCAUGUGCUGCGGCCGCGGCUACAACACGCACCAGUACACGAAGGUCUGGCAGUGCAACUGCAAGUUCCACUGGUGUUGCUACGUCAAGUGCAACACCUGCAGCGAGCGCACCGAGGUCUUCACCUGCAAGUGAGGCGCCUGCGCAGCCCGCCCAGGCCUGGCGCCCAGGGUCGGGGGUCCCGGGCCCGAUGGGGAGCCAGCAGCGAACCCUGAGGGUGCCUUUGUGCCCCAGACCACCGAGUGACAACCGGACUCUGAGGGUCCCCUCCCUGCCUGUCGGCUGGACAGAGAAAGGCCGCGUGGCCUGUCACACUCGAGACGGAUCCCCCGGCCCUGGGCCAGUGUGGACGGAGGUUGACGAGGUUAUUUAUGUUUUCUUAGCAUCAGAAGAGGAUUCUCGGCACUAACAAAUGCGUAGCCAGUCCUAACCCAUACUCCGUGUCCACCCGGCCCCCACUGCCCCUCUCCUGUCCCCUACUGUCCUGUCCUCUCCGCCCCUGAAGGUCCCAGGUGCCAGGGGUCAGCAGGGGAGGAACUCGGAGGACAGCCCGGCUUCCCUCCCUUUUGGAAAUCAUAUCACAAAAGUCAAAAUGUCACUUGUGCCAGGUUCCAGGAGUGCCUGGUCCCCUCCCUAGUCUUCACGCUCCUGGCUGGCCACUGGCCUGGCACCUGCAGUUUACAGAGUCCCUCCCACCCUGGAGCCAGCCUGACACCCAGGACGGCAAGGCUGGGCUGGGGCAUGGCCAGGAGCUCUAGUCCCACUUGACAGAUGGCAACACUGAGGCCCAGAGGGGCCUGAGCAGGGACUUGGGAGAGACCCUUCAGCUAUGAGUGGGUUCUCCUGCCUUGGUCCCUAGCCAGCCCGCUCCCAGGAUGUCCAGCAGCCGCAACCCAGGAGGCUUGGCUACUCCCUUUGCAGCUGCAGCCUCAGGGGCUGUACACCCUCUCAAUGCUGUCAAGGUUCCCAGAGCCCCGUCUUGGUCCUUCUGGUUGACCCCAAUGCCAGAAAAACUGGCAGGCAGGGAGAGGGGCGGCUGCCCACCUGCUGUCUAGGGACACCAACUCUCUAGACGUCUCCCCAAGUUGCGCAGGCUGUUCCUUCGCGGUCAGUUCCCCCCAAGCCUUACAGAUGGUGAUGGAAUGGGAGGCCCGGCUCAGGGCUGGGCAUGCCUUUCGGGGCUCCCACUCUGUCCCCAGGAGACAGACAUGGAGAGUGGGACCCGCCCGAGGCCAGUGAACCGCUCGAGGCCACCGCCAUUGAUCUCUGCACCUCCAAUGUGCCCAGCGGCCUGAACACUGGCCUGGGGCGAGUGACCCCGUGUGGGUGCUGGCCCUGAGUCCAGCCUAUGUCUGACAGUGCCGGGACACCCUGAUCCUCUGGGCUGCUGUGAAUGCCCCACCCCGGCCCCUGCCUCACCCCAGUCCCAGGAUACCCCGAGUCCACAGGCCGGCGUCCUCUGCCGAGGAGCCCGGGUAACUUAUACUGUUAUAUAGCGUCCAGAUGUCUAUAGUGUCUUUUAAGUUAUUGUGACCUACACUGGGUACCAGAGGGGAGGGGCGCGGCUGCGGCCAGGCCCCCAGCCAGGCUCCUCCUUCUGCUUGAAAUGGACCCUCGGGGCCGACGCCACCGGGGCCCUCGCACUGUCCCUGGGCCGCCAAGCACCCAGCCGAGCCUGCUGUCCCUCAAGGGGCCCAUCCCUGGGGUGGGGGCAGCACGGCCCAGGCGGGCACUGGCCGCCCAUGGCACAUGUGGGGCUGGAGGUGGCUGGGCACCAGGCAUCCUGGAAGCGCCCAUCUGACGACUGUGCUGCUGGCCUCCCCGGAGGGGAGCGCUUGGUCCCAAUAAAAGCUGGAAAUGGA